AUGGUGACCAAGGCGGCCGUGUCACACUUCUCAUCAUGGACCUCCCUUAGCAAGUGGAUCGCGAAUAUAAGCAAACAACUCCCUCAAAGCCGACCGAGCCUGACACGGCCAUAUCACGCGGCAGUCUGGCCCUCCUACGGGGUCACCACUCCCGUCCCCGACCGGCCGAUCACCCUUCAGAAAUCACCCUUCCGGUUCGAGACCGGCUACGCUUUAUGUGCCAAACGACCUUCACGACCUUUCCCUCCGCCAUUUCUAUCGCCGCCAUCUCACUCGUUUUCGGAUCCCUUGACUACACACGGACUAAGCCAGGAUAAGAGAUUAUCCGUCAAGGGCGAGCUAGUCCGUGGUUUGAACAAUGGAGACGAUGCCAUCAUCGUCGCAGAGAACUUCCUGGGCGUCGACGAUGGUGUAGGCGCCUGGGCUACGAAACCUCGUGGUCAUGCUGCACUCUGGUCCAGACUCCUCCUACACUUUUGGGCCCUCGAGGUGGAGCAGAAUGUCGACCAGUCCACCGCAACCCUUGACCCGGUAGGAUACCUGCAGGCUGCAUACGAGGAGACUCUACGAGCAACUACAUCUCCGACCGAGUGGUUUGGCACCACGACCUCCGCCACCGCCAUACUACACUGGACCAAGGAUCAGGAUGGCGUUAAGACGCCGUUACUGUACGUCACCAAUUUAGGCGAUUGUAAGAUUCUCGUGAUUCGACCGAGCGAGAAGAAAGUCAUAUUCCGCACUCUCGAGCAGUGGCAUUGGUUCGAUUGCCCCAUGCAGCUUGGCACCAACAGCAUUGACACCCCCCGCAAGGAUGCGGUAAUGUCCAAAAUUGUGGUGCAGGAAGAUGACAUCGUUCUGGCGGUGUCAGAUGGUGUUAUGGAUAAUCUCUGGGAGCAUGAAGUUGUGAAGAUCAUCAUGGACAGCAUUGAGAAAUGGGAAGAGGGACAUACCGAGCCGAAAAUGGUCGCGCAGCACCCUCAUCUGUCCGGUGAGCGCAACGUCUAUGUCGCCAGAGAGCUGCUCAAUUCUGCUCUGACUAUUGCCCAGGACCCUUUUGCUGAGAGCCCCUUCAUGGAGAAGGCGGUGGAAGAGGGCCUGGCUAUCGAAGGAGGCAAGAUGGAUGAUAUUUCCGUCGUGGUCGCCUCCUGCAAGAGGCGUGAUGGAUGA
Molecule: messenger RNA, 1167 nt
Organism: Penicillium bovifimosum
Lineage: Eukaryota; Fungi; Ascomycota; Eurotiomycetes; Eurotiales; Aspergillaceae
Exons: 2
Coding region: 1-1167 (388 amino acids)
Source: RefSeq, a predicted model, not a curated record